AUGAAGGAAAUAUGCUUCCUAAGAAACAGAGCAGUUUUUGAUGAUAUACAACCAAAUGCUGAAGAACUAAAGCUCAGGAUAUUGCAGCACACAAAAGAAUAUGAAGUUAGAAUGAAUGGUUGUAUGUGGAACACUGUGGAGGAUUUACAAAUUUUAAAAUCUUUUGGAAUGAAAUGCAGGAGAGUGAAGCAUGUCAAGAUACAUGAAAUUUUCUUCUCUUACCCUACUGGAGAUCAAAUCUUAUUAUGUUGUGAUGGUGCAACAAGGAAUAACCCAGGAGAGGCUGGAUAUGGUUUUGUCGGGAGAGAUUCAUAUGGCACUGUCUUGAUUGCUGUUGCAGGGGGGAUGGGUAUUGCAACAAAUUUCAUGGCAGAGGUGUAUGCAAUAAUCAAUGCAUGUGAAUGGGCUAUUAGCAAGGGUUUCUUGAAGGUUUGUAUUAGAUCUGAUUCCAAAGCAGCUAUAACUUCUUUUUCAGUCAAUAGAAUCCCUUGGUAUGUGCUGACAAGAUGGAACAGAAUAACUGAAAUGCUGAUAAGUUGUCAGUUCAUUCAUAGCUAUAGGGAAGUUAAUUUUUCUGCAGAUGAUCUUGCUAAGAGACGGGCUCUUCUUCUUAGGGGUGGAAAGAAUAUUUUCUUAAGCAGACCUCCUUUCAUGUCAAACAUGGAGAAUCCUAAUAUUACUUAUUACAGGUUUAGUUAA
Molecule: messenger RNA, 699 nt
Organism: Papaver somniferum (opium poppy)
Lineage: Eukaryota; Viridiplantae; Streptophyta; Magnoliopsida; Ranunculales; Papaveraceae
Exons: 1
Coding region: 1-699 (232 amino acids)
Molecular function (GO): RNA-DNA hybrid ribonuclease activity; nucleic acid binding
Source: RefSeq, a predicted model, not a curated record